AUGAGGCUGCAGAUGUUCAAUAGCGAUAAUAUCCUAGAAACACCUGAUGUGGACAAAAUACAAUUCAGUAAUUCCAGGCUGACUCGUGAAUUAUCGAUGUUUCAGAGUGGCGGUCAGAGCGGUGUCCGGAUAGCAACUAUGUUCAUACUGUUAAUUGGAAGCUGGGUCGACAAAGUUGGUCCACGACCGGCCGAUGGCGAGAUUGCACACCUGACGUCGCCACGGGAAAGGUUGGAGACCGUGCGACAGGUUCUUUCUGAGGUGCCUUUGAUCGACGGCCACAAUGACCUACCCUGGAACAUACGAAACUUCGUUCACAAUCAGCUGGCCGAGUUCGACUUCGACAAGGACCUACGGCAAGUCGCGCCGUGGAGCAAGAGCGCGUGGAGCCAGACUGACCUGGUCAGACUUCGUCAAGGGAUGGUCGGCGGUCAGUUUUGGGCUGCUUACGUACCAUGCGAGUCUCAACAUCUCAACGCGGUCCAGCUGACUCUGGAGCAGGUGGACCUCAUUAAGAGACUCAUAGAGAAGUACUCACAACACAUGCAGUUCGCUGCAUCUUCAAAGGAAAUCUUGGAAGCCCACGGAAGGGGCAGAAUAGCAUCCCUAAUCGGAGUGGAGGGUGGACAUAGUCUAGGAAGUAGUUUAGCCGUUUUAAGAACACUGUAUCAAUUGGGUGUACGGUAUCUCACGCUGACGCACACAUGCAACACACCGUGGGCGAAAAGUUCGUCGGUGGAAGAUGACGAUGAACAGG
Messenger RNA from Dufourea novaeangliae, 757 nucleotides. Its product is annotated as dipeptidase 1-like. The transcript is spliced from 4 exons. Gene Ontology annotation, biological process: proteolysis. Gene Ontology annotation, molecular function: metallodipeptidase activity. The annotation marks the transcript as partial. Lineage: Eukaryota; Metazoa; Arthropoda; Insecta; Hymenoptera; Halictidae. The record is from RefSeq and is a predicted model, not a curated record.